Molecule: messenger RNA, 723 nt
Organism: Wallemia ichthyophaga EXF-994
Lineage: Eukaryota; Fungi; Basidiomycota; Wallemiomycetes; Wallemiales; Wallemiaceae
Product: UDP-N-acetylglucosamine transferase subunit ALG14
Exons: 1
Coding region: 1-723 (240 amino acids)
Biological process (GO): dolichol-linked oligosaccharide biosynthetic process
Cellular component (GO): UDP-N-acetylglucosamine transferase complex
Source: RefSeq, a predicted model, not a curated record
AUGAAUAAAUACAUUUCAAUCGCAGCAGCAGCAGUGCUAUUCCUUCUAGGCAAGUGCUUGAUCACUAUCAACCAGUUCAGAUCCGGUGCUUCUGCUAAAGUGAACAAGAAGCCUGGAGAAAAGGUGUCUAUAUCGGUCAUGAUGGGAAGUGGAGGUCAUUCCGCCGAGUUAUUGAAGAUGAUUGAUGCUUUAAUGUUCAAGGUGUACACGCCUAGGUUGUGGCUGAUCCACUCCGGAGACACCCUUACCACUAAUAGAGUCGUUGAACUUGAAAAUUUCAAGCAAACAGCGGCUACAUUGGAUUGGACUGAUAGUGGAUACUACGCUAUCAAGUAUCUACACCGCUUAAGAGGCGUUGGAGAGGGUUACUCCAAGCUACCUGGAAAUUUGUUUGUCUCAUUCAUCCAAUGCUUGAGUUUGAGUAUUCUACCACCACCAGAUAUAUCAAAUCCCUCAUCAACACGCUCUAACAGCAUUACAGAUGCACCUUCACCUCACUUGGGCGAUAUGUUGAUAAUGAAUGGGCCAUCUACCUGUGUUUCGCUGGUUGCAGCAAUCUGGGUCGCUAAAUUGGUUGGAAUUCCCCACCCAAAGAUGAUCUACAUUGAAUCAUUCACAAGAGUGGAUGGAAUCUCAACCACCGGUAAAUUAGUUAAACCGUUCGUAGAUACGUUUAUUACGCAGUGGAAGGAAGACGACAGCGUUGAGAACUGGCUGAUUUGA